This is a messenger RNA of Nanorana parkeri, 1761 nucleotides long. RefSeq names its product ELOVL fatty acid elongase 6 (gene ELOVL6). The transcript is spliced from 4 exons. The record is from RefSeq and is a predicted model, not a curated record. The coding region runs from base 278 to 1075 and encodes 265 amino acids. Lineage: Eukaryota; Metazoa; Chordata; Amphibia; Anura; Dicroglossidae. Gene Ontology annotation, biological process: very long-chain fatty acid biosynthetic process; fatty acid elongation, polyunsaturated fatty acid; fatty acid elongation, monounsaturated fatty acid. Gene Ontology annotation, cellular component: endoplasmic reticulum membrane; endoplasmic reticulum. Gene Ontology annotation, molecular function: fatty acid elongase activity.
GAUGGCUGUCAGGUGGUGUGCGCUGGGAGGCGGCUCUAGGACCGCAGCGCUGCCUGUGCUGUCAGGGUGGAUGCAGAAGAAAGGAGGAGGAGAGCCUGUGACCCGGGAGGAGGAUAGGGCGAGGAGAGAGCAAUGCUAAAUCAAGGGUACAGUUAGGAGGCACAGACACCCGAGGAAGGGGAUUGGAAGGAGGUGUGUAUGUGACAUACAGACAAGGGACUCUGACGAGUGAUCGGCCUCAUUCUCCUCUCCAGGUAUCACUCAGCAGGUCGCCCCAAUGAACAUGUCAGUGUUGACUCUCCAAGAAUAUGAAUUCGAGAAGCAAUUUAACGAGAAUGAUGCGAUCCAGUGGAUGCAGGAGAACUGGAAGAAAUCAUUUCUAUUUUCUGCAUUGUAUGCUGCCUUUAUAUUUGGUGGUCGGCACCUAAUGAAGCAACGGGAAAAGUUUGAGCUAAGAAAACCACUAGUUCUAUGGUCUCUCAGCCUUGCAGUGUUCAGUAUAUUUGGUGCUGUUCGGACUGGUGCUUACAUGGUAUACAUUUUGAUGACCAAAGGCCUCAAGCAGUCAGUUUGUGACCAGAGCUUUUAUUAUGGGCCAGUCAGCAAAUUCUGGGCAUAUGCAUUUGUGCUCAGCAAAGCACCAGAGCUGGGGGACACCAUGUUUAUCAUCCUUAGGAAACAGAAGCUCAUCUUCCUUCACUGGUACCACCACAUAACAGUAUUGCUCUAUUCCUGGUAUUCUUACAAGGACAUGGUGGCCGGCGGUGGCUGGUUUAUGACCAUGAACUAUGGAGUACACGCGGUUAUGUAUUCUUACUAUGCCUUGCGAGCCGCUGGCUUUAGAGUGUCGCGAAAGUUUGCCAUGAUGAUCACAUUAUCCCAGAUCACUCAGAUGCUUAUCGGGUGUGUGGUGAAUUACCUGGUCUUCUCUUGGAUGCAACAAGGACAGUGUCCAUCCCACGUACAUAAUAUUGUCUGGUCCUCCGUCAUGUACCUCAGCUACUUUGUGCUUUUCUGCCGCUUCUUCUUCGAAGCCUAUAUCACCAAAACAAGGAAAGCUGCCAAGGCUGACUAAUGGUGAAAUCCAAUGCCAAGUCAUAGCUCAGGGUCAUCAAAUGUUAAGUGAAGAUGAAUACAAACAAAACAGGAUUGGGAACAAGCAAAUAUUUUAAAGGCACAAAGAAAAACAUAUCUCAAGCACUUAGAUCCUAGAGACAAAUACAGUGAAUUUGUAAUAGUUUAUUUAAUUAUUGUCUUAAAACGUGAAGCUGAUCAGUGCACUAAGCACUCCGAGUAUGUAGAGGAAAUGGACACUGAGAAAAACUGGUCUGUAGCAUCUGCCUGACUUAGAAAGUCCUUCGGGAGAAAGGCUAUUGCUAUGUUUUUCAGUACAAACUCUGGUGUUUUUACUACUGCCCAUAAUGUGUAACCGACCUUACAGGAGGUGUCUAUUUCAAGAAUGAGACGACAUGUACACAGGAAUAUAAAAUCAUUCUUCUGACUAAGGGUUAUAAUGUUUUGCCUUCAGAGUUAGAAAAAGUGUAAAGGAUGCUAUGUAAGGCAUGUGGUUCCUUUCAAUAUGCAAAUCAAACCAUCUGCCCAAGCUGGUUACUACAGUAUUAAUUCCAGACUGUAAUAGUUUAACAUAUCUUAUAUCUGGUGUGUCUCACAGUGGACUUGUGCAUUUGGACAAACCACAUAUGAAAGCCUCAUCACCUGCUGUGGAACUACCUGCUAGAAACAAUGGAAGGAGGAGAAGCU